Messenger RNA from Xiphias gladius (swordfish), 2625 nucleotides. RefSeq names its product extracellular calcium-sensing receptor-like. Bases 109 to 2625 code for a protein of 838 amino acids. Lineage: Eukaryota; Metazoa; Chordata; Actinopteri; Istiophoriformes; Xiphiidae. The record is from RefSeq and is a predicted model, not a curated record. Gene Ontology annotation, molecular function: G protein-coupled receptor activity. Gene Ontology annotation, cellular component: membrane. The transcript has 9 exons. Gene Ontology annotation, biological process: G protein-coupled receptor signaling pathway.
UUGUGUGUCUACCUUAUCUUGUUUCUUUGCUCUUCCCCCUCUUUAGGCUCUGUGUCUUCCUCUCUACUGUCAUCUUGUAAAUUACUGAGAAAGUUUCAUCUUAAUGAAAUGCGCAAGCCUGGCGAUGUGGUUCUGGGUGGGCUGUUUGAAGUCCACUACACCUCUGUUUUCCCUGAGUGGACAUUUACCUCAGAGCCACAACAGCCAAGCUGCAAAGGCUUUGACACUCUAGGGUUCAGACACGCCAUGACCAUGGCCUUUGCUAUUGAUGAGGUCAACAAGAACUCCAACCUGCUACCUAAUGUGACUCUGGGAUACAGUCUGUAUGAUAACUGUGGUGCAUUAAUUAUUGGAUUCAGUGGGGCACUAUCACUGGCCAGUGGUCAAAAGGAGCAGUUUCUGCCUCAGGAGAACUGUUUAGGGACCCCUCCAGUUGUGGGGAUUGUGGGUGAUCACUAUUCAACAUUCUCGAUCACCAUUUCCAAUGUGCUAGGUUUAUACAGAAUGCCUAUUGUGAGUUAUUUUGCAACAUGUUCCUGCCUGACUGAUUGGCAAAGGUUUCCAUCCUUCUUUAGAACAAUCCCAAGUGAUGCUUUCCAGGUGCAUGCUAUGAUUCAGAUACUAAAACACUUUGGCUGGACUUGGGUAGGCCUGCUGGUCAGUGAUGAUGAUUAUGGACUCCAUGUUGCCCAGUCCUUUCAGUCUGACCUGGCUCAGUCUGGUGGAGGUUGUCUGGCCUACCUAGAGGUGUUGCCCUGGGACAGUGACCCAAGUGAACUCAAGAGGAUUGUAUAUUUGAUAAAGACAUCAACAGCUCGUGUGGUCAUUGUGUUUGCACACGAGAUCCACAUGAUCCAACUAAUGGAAGAGGUGGUGAGGCAGAAUGUGACAGGCCUGCAGUGGAUUGCAAGUGAGGCCUGGACAGCAGCUGCUGUGCUCCAGACCCCCCACCUCAUGCCGUACCUGGGUGGAACACUGGGCAUUGCCAUCCGUCGAGGAGAAAUACCAGGGCUCGGGGAUUUUCUGAUAAGAAUACGUCCUGAACAAAAUUACAACAAUACCUAUGGAAAUAGUAUGGUGAGACAGUUUUGGGAAUACACAUUUCAAUGUCGAUUUGCACCACCUCCAGCAGGUUGGGUGGAAGAUGAGGGAGCCCUAUGCACUGGACAGGAAGAUAUUGAAAAUGUGGAGACUGAGUUUUUGGAUCUUUCCAACCUCAGGGCUGAGUACAAUGUUUACAAGGCUGUGUAUGCUCUGGCGUAUGCCCUCGAUAAUAUGCUGCGCUGUGUGCCAGGGAGAGGGCCUUUCACCGGGCACAGCUGUGCCAAUUUGCAAACACUGGAGCCAUGGCAGCUUGUACAUUAUUUGCAAAAGGUCAACUUCACCACACCAUUUGGUGAUCAAGUGUCAUUUGAUGAGAAUGGCGAUGUCUUACCAAUAUAUGACGUGAUGAACUGGCUGUGGCUCCCUGAUGGAAGAACUAAAGUUCAGGUUGUGGGUGAGGUUAAGAAGUCGACCUCCGAAGCUGAAGAACUCAAACUUGAUGAAGAUAAAAUCUUCUGGAACUUUGAAUCCAAAGAGCCACCCCGGUCAGUGUGUAGUGAGAGCUGUCCUCCGGGUACCCGCAUGGCCAGAAAGAAGGGGCAACCUGAGUGCUGUUUUGACUGCAUCCCUUGUUCUGAGGGAGAGAUCAGCAAUGGGACUGACUCCAUGGAGUGCACCACUUGUCCAGAGGAUUUCUGGUCCAGCCCACAGCGUGACCACUGUGUUCCUAAGAAAACAGAGUUCCUCUCCUACCAUGAGCCUCUGGGUAUCUGCUUGACAACCACCUCACUACUGGGCACAUUUAUUUGUGCUAUUGUUUUGGGCAUUUUCUUUAACCAUCGCAGCACACCGGUGGUGCGUGCUAACAACUCAGAACUCAGUUUCCUGCUCUUGGUGUCACUUAAGUUAUGUUUCCUCUGCUCAUUGUUGUUUAUUGGCCGUCCCAGACUGUGGACAUGCCAGCUGAGACAUGCAGCAUUUGGCAUCAGCUUUGUGCUUUGUGUGUCAUGUAUCCUGGUAAAAACCAUGGUGGUUCUGGCUGUGUUCAAGGCCUCCAAGCCAGGAGGUGGGGGCAGUCUUAAGUGGUUCGGUGCUAUGCAGCAGAGAGGGACAGUUUUCGCUCUUACUUGUGUUCAGGCAGCAAUCUGCACUGCUUGGAUUGUCUCUUCCUCACCAGCUACACAUAAAAACACUGAAUACCACAAUGACAAGAUAGUUUAUGAGUGUGUAGUUGGGUCCACAGUGGGUUUUGCAGUGUUACUGGGCUAUAUUGGCUUACUGGCAAUCCUUAGCUUCCUGUUAGCAUUUCUGGCAAGGAAUCUUCCAGACAACUUCAAUGAGGCCAAACUCAUCACUUUCAGCAUGCUGAUAUUCUGUGCUGUGUGGGUGGCCUUUAUCCCUGCUUAUUUCAACUCCCCAGGUAAAUAUGCAGAUGCAGUGGAGGUCUUUGCCAUCCUGGCCUCCAGUUUUGGCCUCUUGGUGGCACUGUUUGGACCCAAAUGUUAUAUCAUCCUGAUGAGACCAGAGAGAAACACAAAAAAAGCUAUCAUGGGUCGAGGCACCACAAAAUCAGAAAAUUAG